AAUAAAAUCAAUGUGCACCGAUGUCUGUGUUUAGUUUAAGUGAGGAAGUGAACUGGUAGCCUCGAAAUUUCUCUUAAAAAAAGGGAAAAAUAAAUAUAGUGUGAUAAUUUUAGUUUAAGAAUAUAAGUCAAGAUGUCGCUUCUAGGCAGAAUGAAGGAGACAUAUAAUUAUGUUUUUUAUGAUCUUUGUGAUCCAAGGACCAAAGACUGGUCUCCGUCUCCUAUGGCGUUAUUUACAAUCAUUCCAUUAUAUUUAUAUUUCUGUAAUAAAUUGGGCCCACAACUAAUGAAGGAUCAAAAACCGUUCAAGUUAAAAAGGACCAUCAUGUAUUAUAACAUAUUUCAAAUAUUUGCUAGCGGCUAUAUAUUUUAUUUGGGCCUGUUCAGUGGUUGGUUCACAACAUACAGUUGGGCGUGCCAGCCUGUAGAUGAGACUGACAACCCUACAUCACGAACGAUGCACAAGGCGUUCUGGUUGUACACCAUUGUGAAGUUUAUUGACAUGCUUGACACAGUUUUCUUCGUUCUAAGAAAAAAAGACAGGCAAAUAUCUUUCCUGCAUCUCUUCCAUCAUUCCAUGAUGCCUCUUGCGUCUUAUAUUGGACUUAAAUACUACCCUAAUGGUCAUGCAACUCUGCUUGGACUUAUAAAUAGUUUUGUCCACGUGGUGAUGUACACUUACUACCUGAUCGCAGGUCUUGGUCCUAAGUACCAGAAAUAUAUCUGGUGGAAGAAGCAUCUCACUACCAUGCAGUUGGUCCAGUUCGCAACAAUCUUCGUUCACAAUUUAUCAGCUCUUUACGUAAACUGCGGGUACCCAAGAUGGGUGAACACUGUCCUAUGUUUCCACAGUCUGCAGUUCCUUUACAUGUUCGGCAAUUUCUACUACGUCACAUACGUUAAAGAAAAUAAAUCCAAUUCAAAUAAAACUGUAAAAAAUGGCACUAGUAAAGUCAAAGCUAAUUAUAUAAUAGUAAAAAUGUCGGGAAUACUAAAUAGUAUUACCGAUUAUUACAAUUAUGUGAUACACGAUUUAGCUGAUCCAAGAACAAAAGACUGGUGGGGAGUAUCCAGUCCGUUCACAGUGAUAGCCAUUGCAUCAGCAUACCUCUACUUCUGCCUAUCUUUGGGUCCUCGGCUGAUGAAGAACAGGCCAGCAUACGAACUGAAGAUUCCACUUAUGCUAUACAACAUUUUCCAAGUCCUGUUCAGUAUAUUCAUAGCUUAUGAGGGUGGUGUCUACGUUUUAUCGAGAGAAUUCAAUUUAGCCUGUGAUCCAGUUGACUUCUCAGAUAACCCUCGAGCACUCAGGGUAGCUGCAGCAACAUGGUUCUAUUUCUUCGCAAAGUUCACGGAGCUCCUAGACACAGUAUUUUUCAUCUUACGGAAGAAGUACGACCAAGUCACCUUCCUCCACGUCUACCAUCACACGUUAAUGUCCUUGGUCGUCUGGAUUGCGGUUAAAUAUUAUCCAGGUGGCCACACAACGAUGAUGGGUUUCCUGAACUCCAUGGUCCACGUAGUAAUGUACACUUACUAUCUGAUCGCCGGUCUAGGGCCGCAGUACCAGAAGUACGUGUGGUGGAAGAAGCACGUCACGAAGAUGCAACUGCUACAAUUUUCAAUAGUCUUCGUCCACAACGUCUCAGUAUUCUUCUACGAGUGUAACUUCCCAAAAUUCUUGAACCUGAUGUGCAUCGGCAACUCUUUAGCCUUCCUAUACAUGUUCGGAAAGUUCUACGUCGACAGAUACAGAAGGAAUCUUAGGAACAAAUCAUUACUAGAGACCAAAAAGGUUAAAACACCGGUAAAGAGUGAACUAAACACCUUUGGCAUACAAAGAAAAGUUGCUGAGAAGACACGGUAAUAUAAAACUAUUUGCGUAGAAUGUAAAAUCUUUAUUAUGAAUUAAUUGUAUAUUGUAUUUUGUAAAGACAGUACGUGUAAGGUAUUAUAUUUAUCUAUUAAUAUUAGGAAUGUAUUUAUGUAAUUAUAAGAUUUAUUUAAAAACGAAGAUAUUGUAUAUUGAUUUUGUACUUUAAAAAUGUACAAAAUUGUUUUGAGAUGUAAUUUUCUACAUAGAUAUGAAACGGCAGGUACUUAGAAACCAAAGAAGAAAUAAAAUAAUAUCGAAUUUUAAA
Spodoptera frugiperda (fall armyworm) is the source of this 2140-nucleotide messenger RNA. RefSeq lists its product as uncharacterized. Gene Ontology annotation, cellular component: endoplasmic reticulum membrane. The transcript has 12 exons. The coding region runs from base 133 to 1866 and encodes 577 amino acids. Gene Ontology annotation, molecular function: fatty acid elongase activity. The record is from RefSeq and is a predicted model, not a curated record. NCBI's taxonomy places the organism in Eukaryota, Metazoa, Arthropoda, Insecta, Lepidoptera, Noctuidae. Gene Ontology annotation, biological process: fatty acid elongation, monounsaturated fatty acid; sphingolipid biosynthetic process; very long-chain fatty acid biosynthetic process.